Acanthosepion pharaonis is the source of this 465-nucleotide messenger RNA. The record is from the annotation of a GenBank genome assembly. NCBI's taxonomy places the organism in Eukaryota, Metazoa, Mollusca, Cephalopoda, Sepiida, Sepiidae.
AUGGAGCCUUACUUGACGCUUGAUCACGUGACCCCCACUGAGCUUUCUUUCUUUCUUUCUUUCUUUCUUUCUUUCUUUCUUUCUUUCUUUCUUUGUCUUUUUGCAUCUCACUUACUUCCAAGUUUCUCUUUCUUUCUUUCUUUGUCUUUUUGUACCACACCUCCUUAUUUUUUCUCUGUCUUUCUUUCUUUCUUUCUUUCUUUCUUUCUUUCUUUCUUUCUUUCUUUCUUUCUUGCUUUCUUUCUUUUCUCUUUCUUUUUUCUUACUGCUUUGUCAUUAUUAUAUGUAACUUCCUCCCAAAGUUCUUUCUUUCUUUCUUUCUUUCUUUCUUUCUUUCUUCUCAUUACUUCACUCUGUUUCUUUCUUGCUAGAUCAACCCUUUACUUAUUCACCCCUAGACCUGACGUAAAAGAACCCCACUCGGCAUUUUCCGCUUUGCCUCGCUCAACAACCACCAUCCUCUGA